AUGUCGCAAGCAGUUUACUUCAGCCACUUCCUGGUCACCAACCAGGUGUUCUACCGAACACGCUACUCAUACGCGCUGGUUAACCUCAAGCCCCUCGUGCCGGGCCAUGUGCUUAUCGCACCCCUCCGCCCUACGUGCGUGCGUCUGCGCGACCUCACCCCUGAAGAGCAUUCGGACUACUUCCAGACGCUGCAAGUUGUGCACCAGUUCAUUCAGGCCGAGUUCAAGGCAGCGGCGCUGAACAUCGCGAUUCAGGACGGCCCAGAGGCAGGCCAGACCGUCCCGCAUCUCCACACGCACCUGAUUCCCCGCUACGCGGACAACAACAUCGGCGAUGCGAUCUACGACCACCUCGACCGCUGGUCUUUCGAGGACCAGCUCGCCGACUGGCAGCGCCGUAGGGCCGCGUACUGCGGCGAUGAGGCCGCCCGGCGCGAGCUCGCGAAGCCCGACGACGUGCGCAAGCCCCGCACCGCAGACGACAUGACCGCCGAGGCCCGCGCGCUCAGCGCCGGCCUCCAGUCGUUUCUCGCCGACCACCCGGCGCUCGCUCCAAAAUAG
Eremothecium gossypii ATCC 10895 is the source of this 561-nucleotide messenger RNA. RefSeq names its product bis(5'-adenosyl)-triphosphatase (gene HNT2). The record is from RefSeq and is marked provisional. The transcript is spliced from 2 exons. The coding region runs from base 1 to 561 and encodes 186 amino acids. Lineage: Eukaryota; Fungi; Ascomycota; Saccharomycetes; Saccharomycetales; Saccharomycetaceae. Gene Ontology annotation, molecular function: catalytic activity.